Messenger RNA from Amphimedon queenslandica, 739 nucleotides. RefSeq names its product 50S ribosomal protein L10-like. The transcript is spliced from 2 exons. NCBI's taxonomy places the organism in Eukaryota, Metazoa, Porifera, Demospongiae, Haplosclerida, Niphatidae. The record is from RefSeq and is a predicted model, not a curated record. Bases 11 to 640 code for a protein of 209 amino acids.
ACGUGCGCCCAUGAUGGCUAUAAACUUGGGCUUUUCUCGUUUCUUUCCCUGUAACUUAAGCCUUUUUGUGAGACAUGAAUCCAGAAGCUGUUUUAAAAAUUCCCCCAGGAAACGUAUUGGUGUAAAGAAGACUCCUUACAGCCCACACAAAGUCUCCCUCAUCAACGAGAUACGCUCCAUAUUCAAUGCAAACCGAUGUCUUGCUGUCUAUCAUUAUUCCUCUAUGUCAACUAGAGAGUGGGACCAGGUACGAUAUCAGCUGGACAGCAAGGACGUCAAAGUGAAGAUCUUCCCUGUUCGAAUAGCCAGGAAAGCCCUGGAAGAUACCAGUUAUACUAAUAUCAGGAGUCUCUUUCAUGGAGCUACUGCCAUUGCUUAUUCAAACACUGACGAAGCGUUACCCGAGUUGCUAAAAGUGACAAGGAAAGAGCCAAAGCUCUUAUUACUCGGAGGAGUGUUGGAUAAUGAACUCCUCACUCCAUUUAGUUUGAAAGAUGUGGCUGGUCUGCCAGAUGUAACUGUUCUUCAUCAACAAUUGUUAGGGAUACUACAAUCAAGUGCUGUAUCUUUAUCAUGUGUCAUUGGUGCUCCAGCUGGUAAACUAUCAUUCUUACUUAAUAGUCACGUGACCGAACAAUAGUUAGUAUAUUUUGUAUCUUAUGACUUGUCACCUUUUCUCAUUGUUAUAAUAAAGAAUGGUAUAUAAUAGCUGUAGUAUCUAUUAUCAGCUAUUACUUAU